CCGCCUCUUCCACAUCAUAGCCUAUCUCAAGAUGGUAUUACAAGCAAAAAGCUCCGAUAUCACCAAGUACACAACUGCUGCUUAUCCUUUAUCCGUGAUGGGCAAACGAAGUCCAUUAGGAAGGCAGUCAAAUGUGAUGAGUCUUAAUGCUAUAAUGAAUCCGGAACCUACCGAAAGUUUACGCACUGAAGUGGUACCAGAGCAAACGCGCGAAACAACUGAGCAUAAAGAACCCAUACUGGCAUCUCAUAUAGGACGCUGUGUAAGGGAACCCUUAAGCCUGCAAAUGGCUAUUGAAGAAAGAGAGCGCAUACCGGGCUUCCACUCCGAGAACCUGCGAAUCUAUCAUGGCUACCGAAAAGGUGUUUAUAUGCUUCCUUGCGAUGAACAAGAGCAGGAUCGGCUUGACUUUCUUCAUAAGGCUCUAUCACUAGCAAUGAGAUCCGAUGUGCAGAUUCAUGUCCCUUAUCCUGUCAAUGGCAAAGUCCUAGAUCUCGGAUGUGGAACAGGACUGUGGGCUAUUAAUCUGGCGGAGAGAAAUCCUGGUGCUUUCGUCGUGGGCGUGGAUCUCUCCCCCAUUCAACCAUCGACUUAUCCAUGGAAUUGCCAGUUCUAUGCUCCUUUCGACUUCGAGAGUUCCUGGAAUUUGGGAGAGGAGUGUUGGGAUAUGAUACAUCUUCGAAUGGGCUGUGGAAGUGUUGUCAACUGGCACAGUCUCUACCGUAAAGUGCUUGCCCAUCUUCGCUGUGGUGCAUGGUUCGAGCAGGUAGAGAUUGAUUUUGAACCUCGUUGUGUUGACCGCGAACAAAGAUGGUCAGCCCUGCAUUAUUGGUAUCAGACCCUGCAGAUGGCCACAGAAAAUAGCAUGCGACCCCUUGCUCAUCGAUACAAAGAAACAUUAUAUCAACUGCAGGAAGCUGGCUUUACCGAGAUUAAUCAUCACCAGAUCAGAUUACCUCUCAGCCCAUGGCAUGAGGAUAGUCAUGAGCAGCUUGUUGGUCGUUGGUAUGGCUUGGCAUUUUCAGAGAGCAUUGAGCCACUUAGUCUUGCCUCUUUCAGUCGUGUUCUCGGUUGGCCACUCGACAAAAUUCGCCAGCUCAACUUGAGCGCAAAGUCUGAAGCACUUAGUGGCAGGUCACAAGGAUUUCAUAUCUUGAACAUAUACCAGGCACGGAGGCCUACUAUCUAACAGGCUAAAAAUGGUAUAUGAUUAAACUCUUGUUCCUUGAGAGAAAGUCCUGCAGCUCUGAAC
Messenger RNA from Aspergillus pseudonomiae, 1252 nucleotides. RefSeq names its product S-adenosyl-L-methionine-dependent methyltransferase. The record is from RefSeq and is a predicted model, not a curated record. The coding region runs from base 32 to 1189 and encodes 385 amino acids. NCBI's taxonomy places the organism in Eukaryota, Fungi, Ascomycota, Eurotiomycetes, Eurotiales, Aspergillaceae. Gene Ontology annotation, molecular function: methyltransferase activity. The transcript has a single exon.